This is a messenger RNA of Talaromyces rugulosus, 768 nucleotides long. RefSeq lists its product as uncharacterized. The coding region runs from base 1 to 768 and encodes 255 amino acids. The transcript has a single exon. The record is from RefSeq and is a predicted model, not a curated record. Lineage: Eukaryota; Fungi; Ascomycota; Eurotiomycetes; Eurotiales; Trichocomaceae.
AUGGCCAAUUUCUACGCCGACCUUUACUCCCAGACAGCAAUUCCUAAGAACAAGACAGCGCUCCAGACCCACGUUCGCAAUACCAAUGGUUGUCCGCCGUCGGCGAAACAAGGGGACGGUAAUGACUGCUGGAACCUUGGUGUAGAUUAUACUAUGCCAUACGUCCAAAACUAUACAGAGUCCGAUGUCGUCAACCCCAAGGAUGUGGUAACGGCGGCCAAUGCGAACGCAACCGAUUUACUGGGCCAGAUUGGCGAUAUCCUCGGUGCUAUGAAGGCUGGAUUAUUCCAGGGCGAUUUCACCGACGUUGUCGAUAGCAUUUCCAUCCCCAUUAUGAUGAUUAACUCGUCCAUCGCAGAAAUGGCAACCAUUGAACACGUUGCGGACGAGAUUACCAAUGAGAAGCGUAUGGAAAUCAUCAUGGCCUUCUUUGGCGCUAUCCUGUUUCUGGUUCCUAUCGCUGGAGAACUCAUUGGCUCUGUUACAGAACUGGCAGAGAUUGGUGAAAUCGUUUCGGCUGUUGGGGCCGUCGGAAAUACCGCCUUUGACAUUUAUUCAGUUGCCAGCGAUCCUCACAAUGCUCCUCUCGCCAUCAUGUCAGCAAUUUUCGAGCCGUUGGCCUUACUGGAUAUCGCUAAGGUGGCCAAGGCAGCCUCGAUCAGGAGAGGCAUGUCUGACGUGGAUGUUGCCAAGCUGGGUAAUCAGGUCAAGCCUGUAUUAGACACGAUUUUCGCCAUUAAGUCAGGAUCUCGCUGUGUGAGAAAGUGA